Molecule: messenger RNA, 10067 nt
Organism: Biomphalaria glabrata
Lineage: Eukaryota; Metazoa; Mollusca; Gastropoda; Planorbidae
Product: RIMS-binding protein 2-like
Exons: 35
Coding region: 258-6440 (2060 amino acids)
Biological process (GO): neuromuscular synaptic transmission
Molecular function (GO): protein binding
Source: RefSeq, a predicted model, not a curated record
UUAGAAUCUAUUCAGUAGCUCGACAGGACUAGACUUUACUAGAGCUAGGGGAAAUUACAAAGCGAGAAACAAAAGUAUGAUUUGUGUUGAUAACGAAACAUUUCGAGGGCCUAGAUCUUGAUCUAUAUGAGGGAUACUAACUAAAGUUAUAGUUUAGUACUGACUACCAUGUUUGAAUUUUUAUCUUGGAGAAUUGGAUUAAAUGACAACAUGAAUGACUGUUCAGUUACCUUUUGGUUUUAAAAAGAUAAACAGAGAUGGAGUAUUCACCAUUAUACACAAGAAGACUUUCUGGAAGCUAUAGCAGUCGUAACAGCUUUAAUGAAGAUGCCCUGGAACAGCUAGAGUUUAAUAUCAAUGACAUAAGUAGAGCUAGCAGUCCUGCUAGUGUUAUUAGUAUAAGUGCCAGAUCUGAAGGAUUUAGAGAGAGAAGACAUCGAGGCUCUGGAAGAUAUGAUGAUGAGUACAGAAAAAAAUAUUCCAUUAUGAGAGGUGAAUUGGAAGUUGAAAAAAACAAAAGUAGGCAGCUGCAGCAAGAAAAGGAAGAGGAACUUAGAAAGUUACGUGAUACACUUGAAAAUGAAAGAAGGAUGGCGAUGAUAGCUAUGCAGAAUAGGCUAGAAGAGGAACAAAAGAAAGAGCUGAACAAAUUGAAAGAGGAGCUGAUAAAACAAAAAGAUUUUGAGCUUCAACAGGUUCUGUUGUACAGAGAAACUGAGAAGAAAUUAAGACAUUCACACAAGUCUGGAGAGAACAGAAGAGGGGCAAAGGAGGAGGAGACCAAGACAAUGGAGAAAGAGAGAGUUGGUGUUGACGAGGAAGAGGACGAGCAGAUAGGACUCAAGGAUGGUGACAAUGAUGUGGCUGUUGUCAGUGAGAAAGGAAGGACUAAAGAUGGGAGUAGAGAAGAAAGAAGAAAAUUAAAACAAGGCAUUGAAAAACAGUUGAUGGAAGAGGAAUCUAAGUCUGCAGAUGUGGGAUUAAAGGAUGGCACGGUUUCAGCUGAACAUAGACGGACUCCAAGGACUCCCCGAACACAUCGCAUUUCCGAUGGGUAUCUAGCUGACAAAGAAAGUGGCACCACACACAGAAGCAGACGUGCCCAUGGCAUCAGCAGCAGGGCAACAACAGAUAAACCAGACAAAAAAGAGCUUUCAGAAGUAACUGAAGCCCCUAACACGUUUUCGGAAGCCGUAAAAGACACCAACAGUAACAAAUUGCCUGCCUCUACAAUAGACUCACCUCUGCCAAAUAAAGAUGUUGUCACUGAUUCCAAAGAAUCUAAUCUACCUAUCGGAUCUCAGCCGGGCUACACAGUUUCUUCGCACCAACUACCUCAUCCCCCAAAAGAGUUGAUUGACAACUCCACAAACACUACAGAGACACCCAUAGAAGAUAGCAGAGACCAAGAGGCUGAGAAAUCAUCAGAGCUGGAGCUGAGGCUGCAAUCCUUGGAGAUGGAAAAGAAAACUUUACAAAAACAAAGAGAUGAAUAUCAGAGACAUCUGGAAACAAAGACCAGAGAAUGUAAAAUUCGUGAUGAAGAAUUCAAAAGAGUGAAAGAAGGAUAUGAAAUAAAUCUAAGAACUGUCAUAAAUGAACAUAAAAAGGUAGCUCUAGUCAACUUGGAGAAAUUAAAGCAGGCAGAGACUGCACUGAAGGCAUCCACCAUGUCAGACGAUGAGAUAGCAAUGAUAUCAAGGGAGCACACCCACAGGAGACUCUCCUUGCCUGGAUUAGAAGAUGAGAGUAGGAAAGAAGACAGGGAGAAGGAGAAAGUUCUACAGAAGAAAGUGACAGACUUGACAACACAGAUCCAGCGUCUGGAACGUAGGGUCACGUUGUUACGUUCAGAGAACGAUUCACUGAAGAGAAAACAAGAAGAUCAGAAACCUUUAGAAGAGAAAAUCAAAUCCUUAAAAAAGCGCAAUGCUGAGCUGGCCUCCAUUGCCAGGAGAUUGGAAGAGAAAGCCAAACUACUACAGCAAGAGAACACAAAGGUCAGACCAAAAACGACCAUCACAAACAGCGCAGAUGAGAACAAUCUUGAAGCUGAACACCUGAAGAGGCUCUUUGCUAGACAGAGGGCUAAAGAUUUGGCUGAACAUGCCAAGAGCAUGCUGACUAAAGACAAAGAGAUUGAAGAGCUUCGAAGAAAGUGCCAGGAACUGGCUGACCAGCUUAGCAACGGGGAUCUUUUGGUACCUUUGAAUGCUGCCCAGUUUGAAGAGAAGGAUGAGCUGGUGAACAUAAUCAAACAAGCUGCCAAAGAGAGGCUACAGCUGGAGCAGCAGUUGUCUCAUACCAAGACAACCACCAGGAGUCCCACAAGUGAAGACGUUGAACGUCAAUCAUCCAAUGAGAAAUAUUCACAAGAACUCAAAGCAGCCAAUCAAAUUCUACAUAAUGAAAUAGAAAAACUAGAAUCGGCUCUCCGCAGGGCGGAGCAUUUGGAGCAGCAAUUGACAGAGAAAUCCACUCAGUGCCAAAGUCUAACCAAAGAUCUCGCAGCCAGCAGGCUUCAGUGUGAACAGUUGCAGUCGGAUCUCGCCACAGCUACAUCGGAGAAACACAGACUUGAUGGGGAGGUCAGGGAACUAAGAGGCAAGCUUCAGAGCUUGGACAAGAUCACUGAAGAAUGUAACACACUGAAGCUUUCUCUGGCCACAGCUCAGAAGGAAAGGGAGGCAGCACAAGAACAGGUCCAACAUUUGAACCUCAGAGUACACAGCCUUGAGAAUUUGGUCAGAGAUCUCCAAGAGUCAGCUGAAUCUGUUGGUAGAAUAGAAAAUGAAUGUAAAAUUGCCUUAUCCAACUUGCAACAGAAAGAAGCUGAGUUGGACAAACUUCACAAAGUCAACUCCUCCCUUGAGAGUGAACACUUUGAGGUGGUCUCUAAACUCAACCAACAUGUUCAGCAGCUAGAGGACAAGAAGAGUAAAGAAGAAAAAAGGAGGGAGGAACUCUCAAAAGAGGUGCAAAGACUGCAGAAAGAGGUGGCGGAGCGACAGAGAGCCAUAGAAGAGGCAGAUAGAUUGAAGGAGGAACUCAUCCAAUUGAAAAAACAGUCCCCAGUAUUGUCAGAGGUACCAGUACUUGCUAGUCACAGCACAUCUUCUUUACUUUCCAACUCUAAAGGCAACCAUCUAGAUCUAGAGAAGGAGGAGGAAGAUUUAGACUUAACUAUUGUAGAGGAAGGAAUGGACAAGAAAUCUCUGCAACUUAAUGAACAUGGCAACUCAGAGAGCCUACUUUCAGCCUGGGCCAACAAGGGGCCAAUCCAGGUUUAUAUGGCCAAGUACAACUACUAUCCUUUCGAGUAUUCUCCUAAUGAGAAUCCAGAGGCAGAGCUUCCCUUAAAUGCCGGAGAUUAUGUGCUGGUAGUGGGGGAAAUGGAUGAGGAUGGCUUCUUUGAUGGAGAGUUAAUAGAUGGAAGACAAGGUUUGGUGCCAUCAAAUUUUAUUGAGAAAGUUGAAGAUGAUGACUUGUCUGAGUUUCAUGAUGCCUUACUUCAAGCUGGACAUGGCGAUUACAGCAGUGCUGGCACACCUGGGGUGGCCACAGCUAUGUCACCAUCACCCCUGACCCCUGGCAGCACCAAGAUCAACAACAACAACAAUGAGAUGAGCUUUAGCUUGACAAGUUCUCAGAAGAGAGAUGUACAGAAUGGCAACAACCCAGAAGAAGUAAAUAGUGACUUAGAAGACAUUGCUGAAAUAGAUGAAGAAACAGCUUCCAUCAACAGCAGAACAUUACCCAGUGGAGGAUCAGCAAUAAAUAACUUGCCACCCAGUCCAAGAGGGUUGUCACUCGACAAACAGUUGACCAACAGUAUUCUUAUCAGUUGGAAAGAGCCAGAGCCAGUCCCUGGGCUAGAUGUCCAGUCCUAUCAUAUAUUUGUAGAUGGGCAUUUUAAAACUUCAGUCAAUGGCAGAGAUAGAACUAAGGCAUUGCUAGAAGGCAUCAGUUCAAGUACAAAUCACAGAGUCUGUGUUCGAUGCUUGUCCAAUAAAGGCCAGUCCAAAGAUGCCCAGUGUACAAUGGUGAUUGGAAAAGAUGUUUACCCAGUGCCAUCAGAGUUGAAAGUGUCCCAUGUGUCUCCAACAUCAGCGUCACUGUCAUGGCUCCCAGGUGACAGCAACUAUCAACACUCUAUUGUGCUGAAUGGAAAAGAGGUCAGGGUUGUCAAGCCAGGUGUCUUUAGACACACACUUACAGGUUUGAUUCCAGGUAGUUUACAGAAAGUUACGCUAAUAGCCAAAAGUAUAUCAGGGACUCUCAUUGAGGAGAAAUCACGUAAAUGGGUGGACAAUGUCUCAGCAAGUAUUGAGUUCCACACACCUCAAACAGGAGCUCCAGAACCCCCUCUGAAUGUUCAAGUUGAAUCUGGACCAAGGGAGGGGACUAUACUACUAACAUGGCUUCCAGUAACUAUUAAUUCUUCAGGUGUUUGCAAUGGUGCAGUGGUUGGUGGCUAUCAAGUUUGUGGGGACAACAGAAAAAUCAAAACAGUUCCAGGACCAACAUCUGACCAUGCUGUACUAAGUGCUGAAGAUUUCAAAGGCAUUUACCCUUCGCACUUAAGUGUGAGAACUGUGUCAAGGUCAGGCGUGGAGUCAGUGAACUCAGAUCUGAUUACUCUACCUAUAGUAUUGAUAAAUGAACUCAAAGAGGGGCGAGCCAGUCCCCAGGUAGUCGACAUUGCUCAGAGAGUGUCCAGUCGAGGAAAGUCUUCCAAGUCCCAGGCUGAUGAUGGCAGAGCUCACGACACAGAUGAAGAGAUUGAAGCAGCCUUUAGAGAGGUACAAAGUGGUAGUGAUGGUGUUAAUGCUGUAAUGGUGGAGCCUUAUUCUGAUAGUAGCAGCUCAGAGUUAUCAGAUAUUCCCGAGGUGGAAGAGGAGCUCAUUGGUUCCCAGGAGUCCUUACUAAAUGAGGUCGGCUUGGGCCAGACCAAUCAGAAGGCCUCUCCUAGUCAGAAUGAGAAAACCUCUCCUCAGCCAGCACCAAGGAAACUGGUUGCUGAAAAUCUUGACCUUCGACCUAAAGAGUUCAAUGACAAGAAAGCUAAAGGUGCUCUUAUCAGUCCUUCACGAGUUGUGCCAGCUAUAGAAAUAACAAGAGACAGCAGUACAGAGCAGUUUACAGAGAUAGAUGAAGACGGCAGUGCUACCUCUACAGGUAAUACGCCCAUGUCAUCACCUGGCCAGCCAACAGCAAACACAUCCAUCUUGUCACACUACUGGGGAGACACACAGAGCCCUAGUGCAUUUCGACACGUCGAUCAAACAAGGCGCCAUGAGGGUGGAGAGAAAGGGAGGCCUGAAGGUGAAAGCCCUGAUGCUGUCCUGGGUGGGACUCAAAACAUUGUACCCAGUUCUUCCUCUGUUAAUCGUUCUGGCAGCCAGCCAAUGUCAAGGACACACUCUCAGGAGGCAAAAGUCCAUUCUGAGAGCCCAAGUACUCGCCAGACUCUUCGGUCAGGUUCUUCUCAGGACUCGGACCAUCGAAAACAUUCAAACCCUGGAGUAGAGGAUGUAGGAGACACAGACUCUAUUUCAGGGGAAAUAAAUACUGUUGUGGAUGAGAAUACCAUCAGGUUAUUUAUAGCCUUGUUCGACUAUGACCCUGCAACUAUGUCACCUAAUGUAGACUCUAUUGAUGAAGAGUUACCUUUCCGGGAAGGUCAGAUUCUCAAAGUGUUUGGUGAUAAAGAUGCAGAUGGAUUUUAUCGUGGAGAAAGUCAUGGCAAGAAAGGCUUUAUUCCGUGCAAUAUGGUGUCAGAGGUUCAAAUUGAUGACCCUGACCUUGUAGAGCAGUUGUUGAAAGAAACCUCUGAGAGGCCAGUACCAGAUUCAACAUUACAUUCCAAUAGAGAUGUGGACUUGACACCCAAUGGUAGAAUAUCAUUGCCUAGGGAAGAGCCAAUGAAAAGAAUGAUUGCAUUAUAUGACUAUGACCCACAGGAACUCUCUCCCAAUGUGGAUGCUGAACUGGAGCUGUCUUUUAAAACUGGGGACAUUGUACUCAUUUAUGGGGACAUGGAUGAAGAUGGUUUCUAUACAGGUGUAGUCAAUGGCCAGCAAGGACUAGUGCCAUCAAACUUCCUACAACCAGCACCUCUCUCUGACGACGAGGGUCUAGAGAGUGUCAGCGUGGUCUCCGCUACAAGGUCGAGGUCUGGUGAGAGUUUAGAUGCUGCCCUGAGUGCUCUAGGAAGAACUGAUGUGACUGCUAACACUCCAAGAUUAAGUGAUCCAUUGGCUUCCAGGUCAGAGUCCACAGGAUCAAGCAAGCAAGUCACAAAUGUCAAUGCUCCAGAAGGCAACAAGUCAGCUGACAACUCCAGGCCAGGGACAGCUAGUCCAGCUGAGGAAGAAAAACCAAAGAAAAAAGGUUUCCUCAAUAAAAGCAAAAACAUCUUUAAAAAAUUCACCAGAUGAGAACAUACUGGCAUAAUAGUGAAAACUGGUGCAAUUGAGUUCAGAUUUCAUUUUUAUAUUUGGAGUUUCUUCAUAUUAAUGAUGAGUCAUACUUUGAUAGACUUUGCCCCAUGCAAAUACAAAGACUCUAUGUGAAGGAUAAAUAAUGAAUUAAAAACAAACCCUGCUGCCUGUAAAUGAAGACAAAACAAAUGACACACUUCAAUGUUGUGUAGCUCAAACUCUCAGCACAUUCCUCAGUGUGACAGUUUCUUGUAGUAGAGAGAAUGAACUAGAUAUUUCUGGCUGUAAACUAACAUCUGUAAUGUGUACCUUUCUUGGCAUAAAGUUUGAUAUGCUCUGAUCUGUGCGAGACGUGAGAUUUAAAAUGAGUUUGGGACUGUGAUGAAAUGAAUAUGCUUUCAUGUAUAACACUCUCUAAGGGCUUAAGCAGACCAUCCCUUACUCAAAAGUUGAGUGGCUGAGUUCUUCAAGUAGAGUUGACUGUCUUGACAGUUGGAGUAGUUCUUGUAAUGUCACCAUUUACAUUCUGUUUAUUAUAUUGUGUAGACUCCAAGACUUGAGUUUCCAAGUGUUUCAUUGCUCAUGCAGUUUCAAAGCUUAGAGAAAAAAUUAAGCUGCUUUACAUUAAAUUGAGGAAAAUUUUAUUAGUGUUCUGCCAUUAAAAGUGAAAAAUUUAUCUUGUGAUCCAUUGGGCAGGUUAUCAUGGGAUUGCCAAAGUAUGCUGCUAUGUUUAGUGUCAUUCCUUAGAUAUUAACAUGUGUAAGCAACAACGAUGGGAAUGUAACUCUGUUUUUCUGUUCAAAUAAUAUUGAUUGGUUCUAUAAGACAACACUAUUGUUUUAGUUAUUAUACUUCCUUUACUGAGAAAUUGUUUGUAAUGUUUUUUAAUGUUUUUUAAAUAUUGUUCAAAAAUUUUAGAUUAUUAAAAGGAAAUAAAAAAACCAGGUGACAAUAAAGUGAACCAUAUUUCAUUUCUGCAUACAUUUUUACAAAUUAUUCCAAUCAAUAAUUUAACUUUUUUAUUUCCCCAAUGUUUGAUAUCUCAAAAUCAAAUCUUUCUGUGGACUUGAUGAAGAUCUAUUUUAGUUUGUUUUGUGUCCUAGUUAUUGUAGGAAACGUUCAAGAAAGAAAGAAAAUUCUAGAAACAAGUCAAUAGAUAUUGUUUGUAUAAUAAUACAGGUCUCAAGAAAUACAAGAAUGCAAAACAUUUUCAUUGUCUCAAUGUAAACAAAAAAAUGUGUUGAUUUCUUUAGUUACAGAAACAGUUUCAUUACAUUUUAAACAUUAAUUUUAUUUGUAUGUAGCAUGAAGGUUGCUCAUUUUUUGGGGUUAUUUGUAAAAAUAAAAUUGUGUUGUUUUUUUUUCAGUUAAUUACAUUACAAGUGUUAAGGUCAUAGGUCAAGUUGGUUAUAAAAACUGCAUUCAAUCCAAUAGAAUAAUGUUGAGUUUAAAAUUCUUUUUUUCUCAAAUUUGAUUUAUAGAAACAAUAAAAGCUACCAGUCAAGUUUGAAUCUUGUUGUACAGAAGUAUCUCCAUGAUCUGUAAUUUUCCUUAUGCUAACAUUUUAUCUGUUUCACUUGUACAAAGUCAUUAAAUAAAUUUAAAAAAUUUUCUUUACAAGCCUUUAUAGGCAACUAAACAUUCAGAGGCUAAACUUGUGAAAAGUUUAAAAUGUAAAUAAAUACAGUGUAUCUGUCAUAACAAUUAUUUGAUUUAAGUUAAAGAAAAAAAAGAUUGAACUAAUAAAUAACAUAUUUCACUGUCAAGAUAAUCAUUUAUUUGUAAACUAUGCUGUUAUGUUUUUUUUUAAUUGAAAUAUUUACAUGUUCUCUUUUAAAAGACUAUUUUUUUUAAACUCUUUGAGAUUUUUUUUUUUUUUACACUUUUUAGCCUUCUUUUUUUUUUUUUUUGCACUACCUUCAAAAUAUUUUUACCUUUUGUUAUUAGCUCUUUAAGAACUAAACCUGUACAAGAAAUAACUGUUCUCCCAAUAUUUAUUCUAUUUUAGUCUUUGUAUAAACUGAAAUCAGUUUUGUCAUCUUUCAUCUAGUACUAAACAAGAAACAGCAUACCUUCCUUCACCACCUCACCAGCCCUAACAGUGAAAUCCAUAGAAUGCUUUAACUAAUAGUAUGUAUAUAAUGCUAUCAUCAUUAUUAUUCUUCAAUAUGUAUUUGUUUCUAGAAUAAAACAUUCCUUUCUCUGUUUUCUUACUGCCAGGAUUUCUGACACUGGUGUUGCCAAAUCCUAAUCAUAACUUGCCAGUCAAAAGUUGUCAUUUCAUGUGAUGAAUUUCAUAAUCAAAUUCCAUAUUACUUUCCUCAAGCUGUGCAUGUGUUUACUUGACAUUCCUUCAUGUAUGUGAGUAUGUUUGCACGUGUGAAUGUGUCAAUGGUUGCCAUCAGUUUAUAGAUACAUUAUUGAGUAAUAUUCUGUUUAUGUUCAAGCAUCCAAAGAGUGUUUAUUUAUUUGUUGGCCAAGUUCUGGUCAGCACUGCUGCUCUAAAUCUCCUAUGGUGCAACCCUGACUCAUAAUAAGUGCACAUUAUGGUAUUUAUUGUUUUUGUUAACACAGCUGGUUGUUUGGUAGGCAAUUAAGGUUAUCAACAUAAUGAAGCAAAGUUUAAAUUCUUUGCCAAGGUUAUGCCCUGGCACCCUUUUUUUAUGAAAAUUGUCCUCUUUCUAGAAAUAUCUGUAUUAAAGACUAGCCUACUUCCAGUCUAUAAAAUAUUGAGCUCAACUCAACUUUAAUAUCUCAAGUUUAGACAAAUGUUUCAUUCCAAUGUACAGUUAUAGAAAUCACUUUAUUUUCUAGAAUGAACAAAACUAUUUCUAAUGAAAGCUUAUCUAAGUUACACAAAGCCAUUGAAUUUUUCUGUUGGCCACAAGAGAAUGUUUAUUACAACCAGGUAUCUUGCAGUCAAGAUAGUUCAAGUGUAAGCCAUUAGUUGCAAAUGAUUCUUAUGUGUUUUGAUUUUAUAUUUGACUGUUAGUUUUGUAAGUAGGAAAAUAUUGCUACAUUUCUUGACAGUGUGCUGAACAUCUAACUACUUUGUACUCAAAUAAAUUCUGGCUUGAACACUUAUUAAUCAACGUCUGACUGAGUUGCAUUACAGCAAUAAAGCUUAAUGGUUAUAAUUUGUAUCUUAGAAAAUAGUUAUUUUCAUUUGAAAUUUUAUUUCUUUUAAAGUUUAGACCAAUCAUUUACAAUGUAAUUUAUGGUAAACAAUGAACUUUUUUUUUUUUAUGUUAUUUUAUUUUUCAUAAAACUUUAAUCAGUGUAUGAAAGUUAAUGAAUUGUUUACACUUCAACUGCAACUGACUUCUACUGGUUGAUAUAAAACAUUAGAUCAUGAACUUUUGCUUCUAGAACUCUAGUGGAUGCUUCUAGAACUCUAGUGUGGUAUGUUUCAUAGCCAUAUGAUUAUGUUUUUGGUGUCCAAGAGUAACUGACUUAUUGUGCUCUGUAUCUUUCCUAUAGCCUUUGUAUUGUCACUGACCCUGAAAUACAGACAUGAUUCAUAAAUAUAUAUUCAUAUAUAAAUAUAAUAUAUACAUCUCAAGCAUAAACUGAAUGAAAAUAUUUGGUGAAUAAAGAAAAUCAAAAUAUUUUUAAAAUUCAUGU